Molecule: messenger RNA, 795 nt
Organism: Metopolophium dirhodum (rose-grain aphid)
Lineage: Eukaryota; Metazoa; Arthropoda; Insecta; Hemiptera; Aphididae
Exons: 1
Coding region: 1-795 (264 amino acids)
Biological process (GO): DNA repair; telomere maintenance
Molecular function (GO): DNA helicase activity
Source: RefSeq, a predicted model, not a curated record
AUGCAGUCCGAGCGAGCGCAGAAGAUACGCAACGUGGCGCUCAUCGUCUGGGACGAAGCCUCCAUGUCACUGGGACUGCAACUGACGGUGGUGGACCGUCUGCUCAGGGACGUCAUGGUAUUGGAAUUACCGUUCGGCGGUAAAACCAUGCUGUUCACCGGCGACUUCAGACAGAUAUUGCCCGUGAUCCGGAGAGGGACGAGAGCCGAUAUCGUCAUGUUGUCGAUCAAGAAAAACGGUCUUUGGAGCGUCAUGGAGCGCUUCAAUCUGGUCCAGAACAUGCGCGCAGACAACGACGCGGACUUUGCGUCUUGGUUGCUUCAACUCGGCAACGGCCAACUGCCCGCGGUCGACGGCGUUGCGGACACCGUGCAAAUCUCGCGGGAAAUGGUAUGCGACGUCGCUGAUUUAAUCGAUUUCGUGUAUCCGCAGAAAAUGUCAUUGGCCAACGUAGAAGAAUUUGCUCGGAGAGUCGUCGUGUGUCCCACCAACGAAGAGUGCAGAGGUGUCAACGGGGACGUGCUGCAGCGCGUCGACGAUAAUCCGAUGACCUACAACGCCGUCGACACCGUGAUGGCGGACGGGGCUGACGGAGUGGCCAAUUUCCCCACAGAGUUCUUCAACGGUAUGGAACUGGACGGCCGGCCUGCCGCCGUUCCAGCUGACGUUGAAUGUGGGGUGCAUCGUAAUGUUGCUCAGAAAUCUCGAUCCGAGGAGACGACUGUGCAACGGUACGAGGUUGGUGGUCACCGAAUUGCGGACUUACAAUUUCAAGGUGAGAAUUUUGGGCGGUGA